CCAGCCAACAUGGAGGAGCUGACGGAGGUGAUAACAGCAGCAGAGUUUCAUCCUCACCACUGUCACCUGUUUGUCUACAGCAGCAGUAAAGGAUCUCUCCGUCUCUGUGACAUGAGGGCCUCGGCACUUUGCGACAGACACACCAAACUCUUUGAGGAACCAGAGGACCCAGGAAGUCGUUCAUUCUUCUCUGAGAUCGUGUCGUCGGUGUCGGAUGUGAAGUUCAGUCACAACGGGCGGUACCUGCUGACCAGGGAUUACCUGACAGCCAAGGUGUGGGACUUACACAUGGAGAAAGGCCCCGUCGAAACCUACCAGGUUCAUGACUACCUGAGGACUAAGCUGUGCUCUCUGUACGAGAACGACUGCAUAUUUGACAAGUUUGAGUGUGUCUGGAACAGCUCCGACAGUGUGAUAAUGACUGGGGCGUACAACAGCUUCUUCCGGAUGUUUGACAGGGAGACGGGGCGGGGCGUGACCCUGGAGGCGUGGCGAGAGACCAGUAAGCCGCGAGCUGUACUGCGGACGCGACGGAUCUACACCGGAGGCAAGCGUCGUCGCGGCGACGUGGGGGUGGACAGUCUGGACUUCACUAAGAAGAUCCUCCACAUGGCCUGGCACCCCGAGGAGAACAUCAUCGCCAUAGCCUCCACCAACAACCUCUACAUCUUUCAGGACCGGGUCAGCCCCGAUACACAGGGUCCAGACCUGGGUUCAAAUACCAUUUAGCACUGGGUCAGUCCCGAUACACAGGGUCCAGACCUGGGUUCAAAUACCAUUUAGCACCGGGUCAGCCCCGAUACACAGGGUAAAGACCUGGGUUCAAACACCAUUUAGGUCCAUUUAGGACAGGGUCCACACACAGAAACAGGAUUGCGAAGUAGUCGUUAAACGCAUGUGCACACACACACACACACACACACACACACACACACACACACACACACACACACACACACACACACACACACACACACACACACACACACACACACACACACACACACACACACACACACACACACACACACACACACACACACACAGGCCUGAGAUCAGUCUAUAAGGUGAAUGAGUUGGACAGGCCUGAGAUCAGUCUGUAAGGUGAAUGAGUUGGACAGGCCUGAGAUCAGUCUGUAAGGUGAAUGAGUUGGACAGGCCUGAGAUCAGUCUAUAAGGUGAAUGAGUUGGACAGGCCUGAGAUCAGUCUGUAAGGUGAAUGAGUUGGACAGGCCUGAGAUCAGUCUAUAAGGUGAAUGAGUUGGACAGGCCUGAGAUCAGUCUAUGAGAUGAAUGAGUUGGACAGGCCUGAGAUCAGUCUGUAAGGUGAAUGAGUUGGACAGGCCUGAGAUCAGUCUAUAAGAUCAAUGAGUUGGACAGGCCUGAGAUCAGUCUAUAACGUGAAUGAGUUGGACACCCCCGAGUUCGCUAUCUAAGGUGAAUGAGUUGGACAGGCCUGAGAUCAGUCUAUAACGUGAAUGAGUUGGACACCCCCGAGUUCGCUAUCUAAGGUGAAUGAGUUGGACAGGCCUGAGUUCGCUAUCUAAGGUGUCUGAAGACAGAGGAAGGUGGUGUGUGUGUGUGUGUGUGUGUGUCCCAGACCGCAGUGACCCAGUGUGUGGAUCCAAUCACUGUUUAUAUUGUUAUUUUAGUCAACAGUCACUAGACGUCCCGUUUAACAGAUUCCCUUUAUGAUCACAACACCUCAGCACAUCUGGAUACACAGAACACCUUUACACACACCUGGUGAGAGUGGACACUUCUGGACACCUGGUGAGAGUGGACACUUCUGGACACCUGGUGAGAGUGGACACUUCUGGACACCUGGUGAGAGUGGACACUUCUGGACACCUGGUGAGAGUGGGCACUUCUGGACACCUGGUGAGAGUGGACACUUCUGGACACCUGGUGAGAGUGGACACUUCUGGACAC
Molecule: messenger RNA, 1932 nt
Organism: Oncorhynchus gorbuscha (pink salmon)
Lineage: Eukaryota; Metazoa; Chordata; Actinopteri; Salmoniformes; Salmonidae
Product: serine/threonine-protein phosphatase 2A 55 kDa regulatory subunit B gamma isoform-like
Biological process (GO): peptidyl-serine dephosphorylation
Cellular component (GO): cytosol; protein phosphatase type 2A complex
Molecular function (GO): protein binding; protein phosphatase regulator activity
Source: RefSeq, a predicted model, not a curated record